Serendipita indica DSM 11827 is the source of this 1194-nucleotide messenger RNA. The record is from the annotation of a GenBank genome assembly. NCBI's taxonomy places the organism in Eukaryota, Fungi, Basidiomycota, Agaricomycetes, Sebacinales, Serendipitaceae.
AUGACCCAGAUCAAAGACUAUAACGCACCACUUCCCUUUGACAUAUGGCAUCGAAUCCUCUUCCAUCUCUCGGCGUUGCUCGGUCCAUUCUCCAACCUCGACCACGUCAAGACUUUGCCAGCACAGCGCCGGCUCCUCUCGUGGGAGACGGGGCGCCCUUACAUGAAGCAGUGGCUAGACCUUCGUCUCGUCUGCCGCGAAUGGGCCGACUGGAAUUGGAUCCCGCUCAGAUCAUUUCGUGACCAAGACCAAGACCAUACCCGCGCCAGAGGUCCAGUCUCGUGGAUACACAUCGACGCCACGGAUACAACGCUCACGCGCUUUUGCGAAUUCAUUAGACCAACCCUGGUAGCGAGCCAGAUUGUCACUCUGUCCAUCUCAACCAAAUCCACAGAGUGCGCUAAAAAAGCACUAGAAUCCGGUAAACUUCUCCCCAAUGUUCGCAACCUUUCAGUGGAUGCAAGUUGCUGGAUACCCCUCUUCUGGACACGCCUUUACUCGUCGUUCCCAGAUGUUACCACUCUACGCCUGCGUAACAUUGGAGGCGGGGACGAUUCCCUCCAGAAUAUUCCAGAGGAGAUGAUUCUACUCAGCCUACAGUAUCUAGAACUGGACAAUGUCAUUGGUGGAAUUGUCGCCGUAUUCAAAUUACCCUCCCUGAAGCAUAUCGUAUUAACGGGGUUCAGCAUGUAUAGACCCCUCGUCUUCAGUCUUGGGGAGCAGCUCGAGUACGUGUCUUUAAACCACACAUUUGGUCACGUUCUCUCACCUUGGUUCUGGACAGAGAUGUCCAAGCUCCAGGUGCUCGAGUUGCAGGCCCCCACGGCCCUCAGAACAUCACCACCGCCUCUUGAUCACCCAUUCCAGUAUUUGAUCAUACAAACAUCCCAGGUACGGGGGGCGCACGGCGUCUUAAUGGUUCCAGCUAUCAUUUACAAGCUAUCAACCUACUCGAGGAUACAAAAUUUCUCAAUCAGCACUCGUGGGUGGACAUUCUGGGAGAGAAUGUGGCUGCAAAACGCCUGCCACCGCCAAGGGAUCAAGUUUGUCGAGUUACCGGCCAUGUUGGGCUCGAGUAAUGACUCUUUCAUCGGUGUUCUCAGUAACGAAAUUACGAGGACACUCAACUCCACGUUACAAAGACUAACAGGCGUUGCCCUUGGAUGGGACCCUUGUCUCCCUCCUGGAAUUUAA